Molecule: messenger RNA, 651 nt
Organism: Alternaria conjuncta
Lineage: Eukaryota; Fungi; Ascomycota; Dothideomycetes; Pleosporales; Pleosporaceae
Exons: 1
Coding region: 1-651 (216 amino acids)
Source: RefSeq, a predicted model, not a curated record
AUGACCUUCCCCAUAGCGACCCUACUUCAUCCCGUCGUAUCACAAGCCCUGGCCGAAGCCGAACAAAAAGCGAAAAACGGUAUCCUGGAGACUCUACCCGAACACCGAACUAUGGCCCUACGACCCGAAGAGAACACUAGCGGCCCUCUCGUAGUCAUCACACCCACGUCCCCUAUAUUACCGGAACAGAACGGGCUACAGCCACCACUAUCUCCGUCUAUGAGCCCAGCAAGCGAGACACACACAACUACUUCCGUAGCCCUUACACCAGACGCCGAAUUCCUCAUCAUCGAAGCCGAACUCGCAAACUGCCAACUGACACGCGAAGCGCUACAAAGACGCGAAUCCGCACUCAAAGAACGUAAAGCAGAGAUCGUACGAGAAACAAAGAUGAGGCUUGACAAGGAGGUGCGAGAACUGGCAACGCAAGGCCAAGAAGAAGAGGUCGAUCAGGGACUAUUCAUGCGCGAUGUGCAAAGAAGAGUAGAGGUUAAUCUGAAGAAGGCAGAUGAGAAAGAUGAAGCUCCACCGGAGAAAGUGGACCAAGCAGAGCAAGUGGAAGAGAAGAAAAAUGUCCCCAUAAGUGCGCCAGAGCGGAGGAGACUUGCGCGUCUUGCACUGUUGAAGCAAGACCCUAGACUAGGAAGAUAA